Lactuca saligna is the source of this 2485-nucleotide messenger RNA. The record is from the annotation of a GenBank genome assembly. NCBI's taxonomy places the organism in Eukaryota, Viridiplantae, Streptophyta, Magnoliopsida, Asterales, Asteraceae.
AACAAAAUCCUCCCACUCACUUGAAGCAGUUGCUGACUUUGUUUUUCACUACCUUCAUUUAAUAAUUAAAUAGAAUAUAUUGUUACUACUACUUUUGCUCUAAAAACACACUCUCAAAUUGCUUCUUCUUCCAUUUGCAAAUAAAUUUUAAAUGGCUCCUCAAAUCAUCUUUCUCCUAUUGCCAUUACUACUACUACUCUCUUCCCAUUCCUCCUCCUCCCGCCGGAUCCUCCAUCAACCUUUCUUUCCGGUCAUCGAUUCUCCUCCUCCACCACCCAUCACCACCCAAACUCCGUCGCCUUCUCCUUCCCCUUCUCUGCAACCACAACCUCAACCCAAACAUCCUUUCUCUUCACUAACACCACCAGAAACUGACAACAACCGCCGUUUCUUCCCUUCAUACACCUCCCCACCAGAGUCUUCCACCACCACAACCACCGUCCCUUCCACUUCUCUCCCCACUUUCCCUGCAAAUAUCUCUUCCAUUAUUCUCCCAUCGUCAUCGUCUUCCAAAUCCCAUGUCUCCACAAAGCUUCUUCUUAUUUCCCUCGCUUUCUCCCUCCUUGCUAUCGCGUUUAUUGCUGCGGUGGUUGUCUCCCUUGUGUACCACCGCAACCAUAGUCACAAACCUCCACCUUCCGAUAGUCUCCGGUUGUUUCCGGCUAACCUCCCCACCUCUGACAAACCUCCACCGCCUCCUACUCUUCCAUCAAACUUCUCCACCCCCAGCUCCGAGUUUCUCUAUCUUGGUACGCUCGUUAGUCCCUUACACGACCAAAGACUUCUCAAAACAUCCGAUCACAUGACCAAUGCCUCCGCCUCCGCCUCCGCCGCCGCCUCCGCCGCCGCCACUUCAAUCGAUUAUAACAUGUUGGGUUCGCCGGAGCUCCACCCACUCCCGCCAUUACCCCGACAAGACUUCCAUCACCAACACAACCUGGACGAGGGUUCUUUCUCCGACUCCGAAGUGGAGGAUCUUGGAGAUUUCUUCUCUCCAAAAGGAUCUCCGGUAGCGUUUCAACGCCACAAGACGGUGUUGCCACCUUCACCUCCACCUCCUCCGCCACCGCCAUCUGGGUUCAGCGGAAUACAAAGAAAAGAAGAGAUUUUGAAGCCGAAGUUGAAACCUUUACAAUGGGAUAAUGUAAGAGCAAGCUCAGAGAAGGCAACGACAUGGGAUCACUUCAAAUUAAGCUCUUUUCAGUUGAACGAAGAAAUGAUACAGACAUUGUUCAUGUCAAACUCAUCUAAACUCGCACCAAACCCUAGCAUCGAUCAAAAGAUGGUUGCCGAUGUAACCCAAAAGAACAUUGUCCUUGAUCCACACAAAUCCAGAAACAUCGUUAUACUUUUGAGGGCGCUUGAUUUAACCAUCGAUGAAGUCUGUGAAUCCAUUCUUCAAGGUAACGUUGAUACCUUAGAUUCUGAGCUACUUGGGAGCUUGUUGAAGAUGGCUCCAACAAUGGAGGAAGAAACUCGCUUAAAGGAAUUCGAUGAUCUUGAUCCAGCGGAGAAGUUUCUGAAAGCAGUUAUUCAAAUACCAUUCGCAUUCAAGAGGGUGGAUGCCAUGCUCUACAUAUUAAACUUCGAUAAUGAAGUUGAGUAUCUCAAGGGAUCCUUUAAAACCAUUGAGAUGGCUUCUCGGGAGCUUAGGAACAGCAGGAUGUUUAUCAAGCUGCUCGACGCUGUGUUAAUGGCAGGAACCCAGAUGAAUGACGGAACUACCCAUGCCUGGAAGCUCGAUACUCUUCUCAAGCUUGUACACGUGAAGGGCAACGAUGGAAAAACAACACUCCUCCAUUUUGUCGUACAAGAGAUCAUUCGAGAAGAAGGGUUUCACCUUUCGGGUGGAGAAAAUAAUAAAAACUCAGAGCUCUGUGAUGAGGUGGAGUUCAGGAAACGUGGUCUUGAAGUUGUUUCGAGUCUCGGUGGUGAGCUUUCGAGUGUUAAGAGAGCCGCAGCCAUGGAUUCCACCUUGCUUUCGAAGGAAGUGGAAAGGUUAGCCAUGGGGUUAACCAAGGUUGGUGAAGUGGUGGAUUUAAACGAACAGAUUGGAUCGAAUGAAAGAUUCUCAGACUCCAUGAACGUGUUCUUGAAGAAAGCGAAGGAUGAUCUGGUUAAGAUUGUUGAUCAAGAGCGGCUAUCCAUUUCAAUGGUGAAGGAAGCUACUGAAUACUUUCAUGGGGAGUAUUCAGCCAUGGAAGAAGGUGAAGCUUUGAGGAUUUUUACAGUGGUGCGUGAGUUCUUGUCAGUUCUUGAUCGAGUUUGUAAGGAAGUUGGGAAGAUGAAUGAGAGAAGCACAGUUGGGAUCCCUUUACCUUUGCGAAUGAGUCGAAGUCUUCCUGUAUUUCCUAAGUUUAAUGGAGGACAACAGUUUGGGUCAUCAGAUGGAGAAGAUGAGUCAGUUUCGGUGUAACUGGUUCUAGGCUUUAUUAAUUGUAGGUUUUGUUGCUCAAUUGCAAGCAUCUGUAUAAAUUUUGGUGCA